CCGUGGAGUCCGCCGCCUACGCUGAAGCCGGAGCGCCCAUCAACCGCAGCCAGACAGCAGAGCAGAAGAAAGAAUCCAAUUCUGCUCUGAAAUGGAGCAGACUUCGAAGGAUGUUGCGAGAGCCCUUCUCGGAAUUUAUGGGAGUCUUCAUUCUCAUCAUGUUCGGCGAUGGUGUCGUCGCUCAGGUGGUCCUCAGUCACGGCCAAAAAGGCGAUUACCAAUCCAUCUCGUGGGGCUGGGUCAGUUCGGUCCUUGCAUAGUGAACGUGAUUCCGAAGUGUACGCGUCCGGUAUCUCAGGAGGUCACAUCAAUCCUGCUGUGACCUUUGCCAAUUGCGUCUUCCGCGGCUUUCCAUGGAGGAAGUUUCCGAUCUAUAUGUUGUCGCAGGUUCUUGGUGCAAUGACUGCCGCAGCGGUCGUGUACGGCAACUAUCGGUCGGCUAUCGAUGCUUAUGAAGGCGGUGUUGGAAUCCGCACGGUUGGAGGGGAAAACUCAUCUGCUGGCAUCUUCUGCACAUAUCCUGCUGCUUUCAUGACGAGGACCGGCAUGUUCUUUUCCGAAUUCAUCGCCAGCACAUUACUCAUGUUCCUGAUUUACGCCAUCAAGGACGAUCACAACAUCGGAGCCAAGAACCUCACUCCGCUGGCGUUGUUCUUCAUCAUCUUUGGCAUUGGUGCUUGCUUCGGUUGGGAAACGGGCUAUGCAAUCAACUUGGCUCGAGAUUUCGGCCCGCGAUUGACGUCGUAUAUGAUUGGGUAUGGCCACGAGGUCUGGUCAGCUGGCGGAUAUUACUUUUGGAUACCCAUGGUGGCCCCAUUUCUUGGCUGUUGCUUUGGCGGCUUCCUGUACGAUGUCUUGCUCUUUACCGGACAGAGUCCAAUUAACACACCAUACUGGGGCUUCUACCGGAUUGUGCCAAGCCUGCGUAGGAAAUAUGCCGGGACUCGGUGGGACGAAGAAAAUGUGAAGAACGACGAGUGAGGCAGCAGCGUCGAGAUGAAGACGAAGAAGACGUGUAGUCCACUUCCAAUGUGUGAGGCUUCGGCAAUCUUGCUCCGAGCAAGUCGCCGAGGAUUAUCCCUGCUUCAGCAGAGAGUAAGGUAAGGUGGAGGUAAGGCAGGAACACACGCAGCUACAUGUAGCUGAUAUUGGAUGUGGCAACUGCGACGAGAUGUAUCGACGCAUGACGAGAC
This is a messenger RNA of Sphaerulina musiva SO2202, 1193 nucleotides long. RefSeq names its product aquaporin-like protein. Gene Ontology annotation, biological process: water transport; glycerol transmembrane transport. The transcript has 3 exons. Bases 169 to 981 code for a protein of 270 amino acids. The record is from RefSeq and is a predicted model, not a curated record. Gene Ontology annotation, molecular function: glycerol channel activity; water channel activity. Gene Ontology annotation, cellular component: plasma membrane. NCBI's taxonomy places the organism in Eukaryota, Fungi, Ascomycota, Dothideomycetes, Mycosphaerellales, Mycosphaerellaceae.